UACUCCAAAGUAAAGCACCUCUCUCACUAGUAUUCUCCUCGUUCUUCUCUCUUUCUCUAAUUUUUUUUCUCUGCCAUUUCUCUCUCCAACAACAAUGGCAUCACCAUCCUUAUCAAAGACCAUUACUUUGAAGGCCGCUGAUGGUGAACUCUUUAGGGUGGAGACAUCGAUCGCAAAGGAGAUGAAAGCUGUGGAGAUCUUCAUUGAUGAUGAUGAUAAGGCCUUCAUCAUUCCCCUCCCCGAGGUAUCCAGCCAAGAUCUCGUCAAGAUCAUCGAGUACUGCAAGCAGCGUCGCACCGCCGCCAACGCCAAAGAUUUUGAUGCAGAGUUCGCGAAGGCGCUCAACAACAAAGAGUUGUUGUCGCUGAUUGCUGCAGCAAACUACUUGAACAUGGCAGAUCUGCUUGAUCUCUUGAGCCAGUGCAUUGUGGAUCGGGUAUAGAACACCAUCUUCACUAAGGAGGAAGAGGCCAGUCUCCGUGAGGAGAUGCCCUGGGCCUUUGAGCGUGGUGUCGACACCAUAGUGAAUGAGAAUUGAAUGUCGCAGCUACAGAACUAGGGUUUCGGGGAAGUUAAUUAUCUUAUCAAUCUGAAAUUUGUAUGCAAUAGAUGUUGAAUUUGAUUCAAGUUAUGAGAAUUUAGUGUUCAGAUUUUUAAUUUUAUUAAUAAAAGUGGUUUGCUUUUUGAAAUUAAA
Messenger RNA from Lotus japonicus, 694 nucleotides. RefSeq names its product SKP1-like protein 1A. Gene Ontology annotation, cellular component: cytoplasm; nucleus. Gene Ontology annotation, molecular function: cullin family protein binding. The transcript has a single exon. Gene Ontology annotation, biological process: SCF-dependent proteasomal ubiquitin-dependent protein catabolic process. The record is from RefSeq and is a predicted model, not a curated record. NCBI's taxonomy places the organism in Eukaryota, Viridiplantae, Streptophyta, Magnoliopsida, Fabales, Fabaceae. Bases 95 to 442 code for a protein of 115 amino acids.